Messenger RNA from Anopheles arabiensis, 4410 nucleotides. Its product is annotated as zinc finger protein 665-like. Gene Ontology annotation, biological process: regulation of transcription by RNA polymerase II. NCBI's taxonomy places the organism in Eukaryota, Metazoa, Arthropoda, Insecta, Diptera, Culicidae. Gene Ontology annotation, molecular function: chromatin insulator sequence binding; zinc ion binding. The record is from RefSeq and is a predicted model, not a curated record. Gene Ontology annotation, cellular component: nucleus; chromosome.
GCGUUUCGCAUGCUGUCAGUUUGUUUGGAAAGCGAUGCGGUGAGUGUAACCGCGACCCACUCCCAACAUGGCUGUCAACUGUCAAGCCCGAAAACAUCAAGCCAUCAGUCCAUCUUUUCAUAUUUCGACGCUCGGCAGCGAAUUAACGCAGCCCGAAAAUGAGUAGCGAAAGGGAUUGCGCCCUUUGCCUAACCAGCGAAUCCAAAUGGCUAUUGGACGUGUUUAGUGAAUCCAACCGGGACCUGCAUAUGGCAUCAGUCAUAUCGAAACACCUGUGGUUUGAUCUGAAUCCCGCCAGCGAGCCUCACAUUUGUAUGGAUUGCUGGACCACCAUACACAACUUCCAUCGGUACUACACCAAGCUCGAAGCCCUCCACGAUUCGGACGAUGGAACCACAGUCGAUGAGUUGACCGCAAACGAUGAGAUGGGAGAACUGAAAAACAUUGAAUUCCUCGAGGAAGAUGCCGAGGAGCUCCGGAUGCAGAUGAAACAGAUUCCCAAUGCUUCGUACGAUGGAAGCGAUGAGCAGGAAAGCCCAGCAGGGGCUCGGCACUCGAGAGAAAGAAGAAGUCAAACGAUCAGGAGUUUAGCCUUUUCGAAAUCGAGGUCGAGCAGGACGGAGAUGGAACGGUUUACCGACUGGAUGCAUUUGAAAACCACGAACAGACGGACCGGCCCGAAUCAGAAUCCCGCCAACAGCCUGUUAUAUUACGGCCAAAUGAAACCGUCCAGUGCUGGGGAAAGUUCAACCGUCGCUAUCGACUUCUUCGUGCCGGAGGACGAACAGCCCGUCAAGCGUGGCCGAGGCCGGCCACGGAAGCAGAUCAAAGUGGAACCGGACACAUCGUUGCGGAUCAUUAAAAAAGAAAACAAUUCCAGCAUGGACGAGCACAACACCUCCCUGGAUUCGACGGGUGGCAACGAUGAGCAAGUGCCUGUUAAGCGUCGCCGAGGUCGUCCACCGAAGAAUGCGAGUGUGCAGCGAAACGCCUCACCAAUCGUACCCACCCCAAGGGCAAUAAAGAGAGAGGUAAAAACGGAGCGGGAAGACGAGGAUGCGCCGGACAGUGGUGGUACCUCACGACCCGAACGAAGAUCGACACGUGUGCGGAAGGCAAAAUAUUUCAGCGAUAUGGAGCAGGACAGCGAUGAGGAGGAGGAUGAGGAGGAAGAGGUAAAAGAGGAAGAAACAGAGCCGAGCGAAUAUGAACCGGGCGAUGAUCCGGAGUACGAGGCGAGGCUGCAGCUGCAACGGGAACUGAAUAUGGAUGAUUUUGCCUUCUACGAGUAUCAGUGCAGUCUGGAGAACGAUCACGGUGCGCGCGAUAACAAGAUCUUUCAGUAUGUGGACGAGUUUGCGUGUCACGUCUGUGAGGAGAAAGUGACGUUCAAACGGUUUGCCGAAGCGCACUUGCACUACCGGGUGGAGCACAACCAGCCGCCGUAUCUGAAGUGUCCCAGGUGUGAGAAGAAAUGCCACACGCCGGGAAUGUUCGUGAGUCACAUGGAGACGCACGACGAUCCGGAGAAGAAUAAGUGCCAGAUCUGCGGCAAGUACACGGACUGCAACAUAUCGCUGAAGAAGCACAUGCGCGUGCACCAGAGCCAGCUGGAGGAGAACCUCCCGUAUCCGUGCAGUUUGUGCAAGCGAAAGUUCGAGACGGAGGAUCUGCGGGAGAAGCACGAGAAGCUGCACGUGCCGAAACCGCACGUACCGAAGGAGAAAGGACCCGACCACGAGGUGCUGGACUUUUACAAGGUCAUCGCGUGCGAUAUAUGCGAGGAGGAGCAGACCGACUCGCCGACGUACGACAACCUGAGCGACCUGCGCGCCCACAUGGUGAAGGAGCACAACAAAAACAUGUACCUGCGGUGUCCCUAUUGUUCCACCAGGCAAGUCAACCGGCAACAGGUCAUCACGCACAUCGACAUGCACAACAAUCCGGAAAAGUAUCGAUGCGAGGUCUGCAAGGAGGUGCACCAGAAUCUGCAUCAACACAUGAUGAAGGCCCAUGCGCCAACUACGACGGACGAGGCGGACAAAAAGUACAAGUGCGAUCAGUGUGGAAGGUCGUUCAACUUCCUGGCGAACUUAAAGAUGCACGUGGAUUGCGUCCACGGCGUGAAGGACGUGAAGUGCAAUGUGUGCAACAAAUUCUUCAACUACAGAGCCUAUCGGACGCACAAGCGUACCGCGCACACCGACCUGAUGCUGAUGUGCGAGCUCUGCCCAAAGAUGUUCAAAAAUCGAAAGUCGUUCGAAGUACACAAAGCUUCGCACGAGGGCCUGUUGCUGCGGAUGACGAACUGUGUGCUGUGCGGUAAGCUGAUACGCACCUGCAGCAUGUCGAAGCACAUGAAAACGAUCCACUCGGAGGAGGAUCCGGUCAAUUGCGAUCUGUGCGGCAAAAUGUUCCGCACCACGUUCCACAUGAAGCGCCAUCAGAAGAACACGUGCGAGGUGACGAUGGAUUCGCGCUCCUUCAAGUGCGAGGUGUGCGGCAAGGGUUUCUCCACCAAGCUGACGAUGAUGGAACAUAUGACGACGCACACGCGCACCAAUCAGUAUCAGUGCGCGUUCUGCUUCAAAUCGUUCGGCUACAUCUCGAACCUGUACAAGCACCGGAAGAAGGCACACCCGCUCGAGUGGCAGGAGGUGCAGGCGCACCCGGAAGAAAACAUUGCAUCGGUAAUCGUCGUUCGAAACUGAAGUGCUGUGGUUUUCUGUUUUCUUUAGCAUUCUUCUUUUGAUAAACUUUCAUUUUGGCCGUUUACUGUACAGAACUCAGCAGUUUCUUUUCCACCCGGCCACAUUAACAGAUGGGACUUUUGUACGCGAAAGUGUAUAGUGAGGAUUAGUUUAGCAAUAAAGUAUUUUCCAUAUUUGCGCUCGGUGGAACGUAUUUCGAACGUGGUGAACAAUGUUGCAUCGUAAAACAAAUUCCGAAAAUCCAUCUCAAAUGUCCGUUGCACAUUUCGAAUGCAACGGGAUUGCUCACACUAACACACACUCACACGCGAAGGCACUUUUAUCAGCAACGCUACCCGAAGCUCGGGCGCUGAGAGCUCCAGUUUACGCUCUUUGUGGCCACGAGUACGGUCGUUACUUUGUUGGACGAUAUUCAGAUUACGAAUCGUGUCUACGACGACGACGGUGCAGUAAUCCUUCCGCUUUACACUUGCAUCAACACUUGCGGAUGCAGGUCGAGAGAGAAGCGGGUUGAACGCGACACUGGGCCGAACAACAGAGCAAUUCGAACGCUACAGCUGAACCUUUGGCGGAGGUACAUUUUCUCGUAGUGUGACAAUUGAAGCGAAGUGUGGAUAAGAAGGCCGAGCGGCAAUUAAGUGAUAAGCGACGACGACGACGACUAUCAGAAAAAGCACAAAGUAUAAUGGUUCGCCUAUUGACCUAAUCGCCAAAGACUUUCGACGGCGCACUGUGGUGUUGCCGUGGGCAGUGAAUCUGUUUGGUAAGCAAGAUUACAUCAAAUCACACAAACGCAAGCGCAAUGUAAGAGCGCCGAUUCUGUCCGAUGGCAUCAGAUGUUUAAACAGUGUGUUUUAAAGCGUCUCCCCUCUCCCCCUCUCUCUCUACCCGCCCAUACCGAAUCGAACCGAGUAGUGUGGGCUCUGGAACAAAGCGAAUGAAUGGUGAAAGUAUUCAUGAGCGGUGUGUUCAUUUGAAAAAGUGCACCCAAAGAGAGACUGCAACAGGCAGAACAAGCGUGAUCUUUUGCAUUUCGACAGAGGCACGACAGUGGGCUGAGUGUCCUUUUCGUCCUUCUUUACCUGCGGUCCAGGCAAGGACGUGCGUUAUUGGUUGAGGGAGGCAAACGAGAAAGGAUAAACGCAGCCGAAAAUGUACGCCAAGCUGAACGGUCGCACUGUUGCUGGGAACGGACGAAGGUACCACCAACAGCAUAGCUACAGCUGGCUGCUGGCCUGGAUAAGUGCAGCAUUUUUGCUCGCGUCUAGACACACCGGCAUAAUGCCUUGCCUGAACGUACGAAACAAUGAAUGCUCCAUCUGUCAGCACAAUAUUGCCGGGACGCAGCGGCUGGAGGCGCUCUGUGGCCAUACGUUCCAUCGCCACUGUCUGGCAUUGUGGAUGCGCACGUACGCCUUUUGCCCCGACUGUCCGCGAAGGAUGUAGCUCGUUAGAGCGAGCGAGCGUGACGAAAGUGGGGCGCAUUACUGGCUUCGACUGAUUGGCAAACAAGCACGGACCACAGAGCGUGCGAACUCAACACGCCCCUAUCCAUUGGGGGAUCAACAGCGUAUAGUUGUAAGGUUUAGAAAAGAUAAUUUAGUUUCUUUCUACUUUUUGUACGACUUUCUACGUACCGCAAAGUAUUGUACUUUUUAAUAAUGGUUUGUAAAGUGAAAAUAAAAAUGUGUGUGCAUGA